Psammomys obesus (fat sand rat) is the source of this 1618-nucleotide messenger RNA. It is a transcript of the gene Yju2b, whose product is annotated as YJU2 splicing factor homolog B. Lineage: Eukaryota; Metazoa; Chordata; Mammalia; Rodentia; Muridae. The record is from RefSeq and is a predicted model, not a curated record. The transcript has 10 exons. Gene Ontology annotation, cellular component: post-mRNA release spliceosomal complex; U2-type spliceosomal complex. Gene Ontology annotation, biological process: mRNA splicing, via spliceosome. The coding region runs from base 281 to 1432 and encodes 383 amino acids.
GGUUCCCGGCGCCGGGUGUGCUUCCGGGCUGGUGGCGGCGUGACGUCAGGAGGAGGGCAGGCUGUCCUUGGAUGCUCCUGCACCCUGUGGAGGCUCAGUGCUAGGUCACAACUCAGAACCAUCGUGAACUUCAAGAAAUAGGAAGAUUUAAGCCACGUCUUUACAGGCAGCCUGCAGCCUCGCAGGCUCCACAGGAAGGCUCGCACCACCACUGCAUGUGCUGACCAGGCCGGUUUCCCAGUUGAUCCUUGCUAGAGGGGACCUGUAGGCAGCUCCCAAUAUGGGCGAAAGGAAAGGCCAAAACAAGUACUACCCCCCGGACUUCAACCCCGAAAAGCAUGGCUCUCUCAACCGAUACCACAACAGCCACCCCCUUCGAGAACGGGCUCGGAAGCUGUCACAAGGCAUCCUUGUUAUCAGAUUUGAAAUGCCAUACAACAUCUGGUGUGAUGGCUGCAAGAACCACAUUGGCAUGGGUGUGCGCUACAAUGCAGAAAAGAAGAAGGUUGGCAAUUACUACACGACUCCAAUCUACAGGUUCCGGAUGAAGUGCCACCUCUGUGUCAACUACAUCGAGAUGCAAACGGACCCUGCCAACUGUGACUAUGUGAUUGUGAGUGGUGCCAGUCGCAAGGAGGAGCGUUGGGACAUGGAAGACAAUGAGCAGGUGCUGACCACGGAGCACGAGAAGAAAGAGAAACUGGAGACAGAUGCCAUGUUCCGCCUGGAGCACAGCGAGGCGGACCGCAGCACACUGAAGAAGGCCCUCCCCACACUCAGCCACAUUCAGGAGGCACAGAAUGCCUGGAAGGAUGACUUUGCUCUGAAUAGCAUGCUCCGCAGGCACUUCCGGGAGAAAAAGAAAGCCAUGCAGGAGGAGGAAGAGAAGGACCAGGCCCUGCAGGCCAAGGCCAGCCUAGCCAUCCCUCUCAUGCCAGAGUCGGAGGAUGACCGAAGGCUAGCUGCCCUGCUAAGAUUGCACACCCUGGACUCCUAUGAGGACAAACAGAGACUGAAGAGGACAGAGAUCAUCCACCGUUCUUGGUUCCCUUCAGCCCAGGGAUCUAGUGGAAGUAGCAGCAAAGCUAGCAAUGUCCUGAAGAAGCUGUGCCUGAGCCGCAGGCCACCCCCCAGCACCUCAAGCACAGUAGGGGACCUGGGCAUAGUAAGGAGAAGGUCUCAAGAAGUUCCAGAAAGUCCCCAUUGUGCAGCAGACAGUUCCUUGUCAGCAGGACCAAGAACGCCACCAAGAACUACACAGGACACACCUCAAGAAACAGCAAAGGCAUCCAGGACCAACAAGACACCAGACUCUAAGAGAAACUGUAGAGACCAGGCCUUACCCCUAGGUUCCUCUCAGGAGGACUUGCUGCACCCCAGCAACCCCAAUGCCUCCCUAGUGGCUGACUACUCUGACUCCGAGAGCGAGUAAGGGGUUGGGGUUCCAGGACCAGAAGCCAUGACUGACUCAUCCAGACCUUAGGGGUGCAGGUCCCAUUGCUGCCAGCCAAGCCACAGACUCAUCUUCCUAUACAGAUUCUUAUUUAUUUGGUUUUGGUGAGGAUGCCUGUGCCUUGGUUGUAACCCUGACACCUUAACAUUAAAGCCCUGUUCUUGG